AGAUUACACAGAUUACAGGGCAUUCACCCACACACGCAUGCUCUUUACAACACUGGUACUUACACUUGUACAUCCACAUACUGCGCAGCGCUUCCUGUCUAGAAAUCCUUUGUCGUCCACAUCGAUCGUCUGUGGAUGCCCCUUGCACCGCCGCGCUCAAAUCAGCUUGUUUGAUUGAGCGCAACAGGGAUUGGCUUGGGCGCGUUCCAGUCUCUCCAGUGUGGGUGGCAUCGGUAGCCUGUCACUGCUUGUCCUCUUUACUUUUUUCCCUCGAACCAGAGUGGCUCCGGCUACUGUACACAAUGCAUUCUCCAGACACGGCGCGCCGAAUUGCGAAUGCCAGGCGGAACCACAACCAGUACCCCGACCCAAGGGUAGACCUGAGGAUCAUCACCAGAGAUACUCCGACUCCCCCUUCCCACCUCGGUCAUCACACGAGCCAUCACCCAACCGGCCAUCACAGGAGGCACAGCAGCGACGACUCAUUUCUGCGAAGCACGCCCGCGACGCACCCCUUCCACCCGUCUACGCCCCCCGAGCGCACAAGAUCUCCCUCUGGUGCCCGCUCGCUGAGGGCCCUCGUGCGGAACGCCGCCGAUAUCGAGUCCUUUCUUUACAGUCUUGGACCCGUCGACACGAACAUGUCGGACAAAGAGUCCGAUUGCUCCUCCGAACACCCCUCCGAACCCUCCCCCGAACCGGCGCGCCCGCCCCAUCGUGACUCGCACGAUCUCUCGCUCUCGCCCCGCCAGUUUACCCGCGAUUCCCUGGUCACAAAUAUGCUCCUGGGGCUCGACAAGCUGUCAUUGGAGCAGAUGGGCACCUCGUUCGGCGGAUCACGGAACGCUUUCGACGAUUCCAACAUGUACUCGUACGGAAACGACACCGCUCGCACAAUGUCGUUCAACUCGAGGGCAGGUCGUGGACAUGCAUACACUUACAGCUCGGAUUAUGAGGCGGAUGAUAGGUCGUCCCGCAGGCGCCGGAGUAACAGCAGUUCGGGCUACCAAUCAGGCCUGGGUCGCAUCAACAGCAUGCGCGAACUGGGUAGCACACCACGGGCGAUACAUUCGAGAGGCGGGAAGGGCAGCAAAGGCAGCAGCACUAACAGCAUAGACCCAGGCUAUGCGCAGGUCCUUGGCAGUCAGCGCUGGGCCCGAGGUUUUGGCAGAUCAUCCAGCUUCGACUGCGGCGACGCAAGGCCGUCAACCAGUCAACAGGCUCCGUGGCACAUUGAGUUUUCAAAAUCCCUUUUUGACAACGGCAACGAGCACGACUACGAUGCCGCGCCCACCCCUCAUGUCCCCGCCGGCCCACGAAGGCUGAAUACGGUUCCGUCAUUGCCCGUCCUUGCGCCCAUCGACACAAAGAACAGCUCCAAACUAACGCCCAAAGCCCCGAGUAACGAUCGCCCACGCAGCAUGAGAUCCUCAAAGAGCGCAUCGACGGUGCGCCAGUCCGAAGUGAAAUACAAUGCGCAACGCGCUGUUCCCUCCGUUCCUCCGGUUUCCAUCCCUCCGUUUGACGUGGAAGCAGCACCUGCUCCCCAUGUCGGCUACGAGAAGACCAAGGAUGCAAUGCCUGAGAACCCGAUAAACGCCAUACAACAAGCCAUACAACAACCAAAGGAGAAAUCUGGCUUUUUUCGCAGAAUGUUUAGCUCAUCCAAGGCGAACUCUCAAACACCGCCCACGUUCCCAUACCUGUCAUCGACAGCCAACGACAGCUCGAGCAUCAAGGCGGAUUCGCUCAAGUCGCCAACGAUCCCACCUGUUCGCGAGCCAUCCCAGACCGUCACACAUACGCUGCAAAAGAAGACUUCGUCCUUUUUCAAGAGGCGGAAAACGUCCAUCACGGAAAUGGAACCACCGCCGAUCCCGCAUAUACCGAACAAGUCGCCAGCCAGAAUGAAGCCAAACACCCUGAUGGCCAGGCCGGAGCCGAGUCCCAUGGGUGGCAGCUUAAGGCGGGCUAUGGACCCGUUCUUACAAGAUAGUCCCAUUUUUCAGUCAUCUGCCGAUGCCCCUCUACGGUCGACAGAAGCCUCCGACUCGGGCGCGCCAAACAGGUCUUUGGAGGAUUCUCCGGAGAUCAGACGGAACAAGGAUAGUUACCAGAGAGGCUUCUCUCCCGAUUACGAACCAAGUCCGAAAGCCGUGAUCCGCGCCGUCGACCCUAACUCUUCUAGCGACUCGGUUGAGGCCAAACAGCCUCGGAUAGAGCUGCCCGGCAGGCCGGCGUUUGAUCGAACCAUGACUUCACCUCCGAGAUCAUUCUUGCGCGAUGAUAGCGAGAGCGAAUACAGCCCCGAACAAAAGAAGAGAGUUUCUGGCACCGAGUCCCGUAAAGUAAGCAUGAAGCCGGGUCGAGAAAAGGAAAAGAAGAGACGGUCCUCUUCGCCGACGGUGUCCAAGUCGAAGAGCUAUCCUAGUCUUGGCAAGCCAAAGGAGGACUCGAAGGCCCCUGCUCGUCAGAACUCCAAGAUCUCGACCAAGGCCAGCAAGAAACCCAGCUUGCCUAGUUUACGGGUAGAUAGCGCCGAGCCUAUUUCGCUGGGAUUGGGCACAGGUGGCUUGAAGACCGCCGAAUCGAUCAACCCGGCUAGCAAGUCAGAACUCGACGAACCCGAACAAUUCGUGGUCGGCGACCCCACCGAGGAUGACCGGCAGAAGGCGCUCAAGAUUUACGAAGGUAAUGAGGACUUCAUCGCCAGAGACAAGGCGGCCGCAUGGAUGGGUGAGGAGGGUCCAGUUCGGCAACGCACGCUCCGGGCGUACAUGGAAAACUAUGAGUUUGAGAACAUGAGCGUUUGUGCUAGUUUGCGGCAGCUUUGCAACCGCCUCCUUUUGAGGGCUGAAACCCAGCAGGUUGAUCGGAUUCUGGUCGCUUUCUCCAACCGGUGGUGCGAAUGCAAUCCUAACCAUGGGUUCAAAUCAAUGGACAUCAUCCACACCAUUUGCUACUCCAUCAUGCUCCUCAAUACGGACUUGCAUAUGGCUGAUAUUGAACAAAAGAUGACCAAGAGCCAGUUCAUCAAGAACACCAUGACCACGAUCCGACAGGCACUCGAGGAUUCGGUUCCAGAAGCAUUUGAACGUCCCAGUAUCCUACCUGGCAAAGGUGCAAGCCUUGGCGUUGAGGGCAACCGUGGCAACUCUAAUGAAGAUAACAAACACAACAGUUUCAGAUAUUCUUUCAAGCCACCAGCACGGCCGACGUCCGGCUUUGGUGCAGUAACAGAUUCGUCUACCUCCGACAGUUGCGGGCCUCUCGUAAGAGCGCCCUUUGAUGGGCCCCUGAAGGGAUGGGAAUCGCAAGUCGAAGCAGUCCUCAAAGACAUCUACUCAUCCAUCCGCGACGAAAGCCUGCCGUUAUUUGGCGGUGCCACCAAUACGACGAGUCUCUCGUCAACCGCCCAAGGCAGCUUAUCGGUUAUGGGUGUGCUCAAGCGGAGCCCUAGUGUACUGAGUAAAGCGCCAUCGGAAGGCAUGGCUUCCACUCGGGGUAGGAUAACCGAAGGGGCCAAGGCCAAUUCAUCCAGAUGGAACUCAAAGAGUCGGUCGAGGCCAAGAGGCUUUGGAAACGGCUUUAAUUCGAGCCGGACUAGCUUUGACGACGGAAACUCACUUUUCAGCCCCACCGAAUCCUCGGCGACAUGGAGCAAAGCGUCGCUGGGUAGGACCCAUACGACCAUGUCCAUGGACUCUUUUGGUUCCUCCAUCCGUGGCGACUUUCAACAAUCGAUUGGUUUUGCAAAUGCGCUUAGCCAGGCUAUCAUACGCGAAGACAACACACUCGAUCUCACCAUCAGCAAGACGGAGGAUUUCAACACCGCGGAGCUGCUGGAGGAUGAGUCUCUAGAAUUAGCCGGUCCACCAUGGGUUAAGGAGGGUAUUGUUACGCACAAGCACCACAUGGAAACCGCCGAUAAACGGUCCAAGGAACGCGCAUGGAACGAGGUAUUUGCAGUCAUCCAGAAGGGACAGCUAAGCUUGUUCUCCUUCUCUCCAAACAAAUCCACGAGCAGGAAAAGGGGAAUGCGCAGCAACGCGCAAAAAGGAGGAGUUGUUGGUGGUGGCAACUGGCAGGACAGUGCGGUAAACAUGGGCACGUUUUCGCUGCGCCAGACACUGGCGACUAUUAUGCCGCCACCAGGCUAUUCGCGAGCCCGUCCGCACGUUUGGUGUUUGUCGUUACCUAACGGGGCGCUCCAUUUGUUCCAGGUCGGAACGGCCGAGAUUUGCAGGGAGUUUGUGACUACAGCCAACUAUUGGAGCGCGCGGUUGAGCACCCAUCCGAUGAUAGGCGGUGUCUCCAAUAUCGAAUACGGCUGGAGCGAUGCGGUCAUCAACACGACCCGGAUUUCUGGCAUCCAGAGUAAUGGUGACCUGGGCAAUACGGGUGGCAGCGGUAUUACCGGGCGUCCUGCCAGUAACAGCGUCAGUAGCAACCACAAGGGUCAUUCGCGCCCUGGCAGCGCAGCAAACGCGGCAUCGGCAAUGGCAGCGCUAGCUGCUGGUAGUGCCAUCUCGGGCAGCCGUGCCUCGCUACAAAGUCGGCGCGGUGUUAGAAGCUCUUCUUUCGACUUUGGUCGGCCGGGAAGCUCGGCCAGCAGCGGCGCCCUCGGUCUCACGUUUAGCGGCGGCGGCUCACUACCUCGUCCCAACGGUGCAUCGUCGUCCUCGAAGCUACCAGGUGAUAAGAUUCACAUUGCCGAGUGGACACCGCCAGCGCAGUCCCUUCGGCCUAGCACCCUUUCCGAGCGCGAACAGUUUGGGCAUCUCAUCGCGUACGUCAGGAGCCUCGAUGAGGACUUUCAGAAACACAAUUCGCUCAGGAGUCCUAUGCUGUUGGCGUUUUCGCCUCGGUCGGUGAACGCGGCCAAGGCGAUGACCAACUGGGAGAAGAAGAGCCAGCAUCUCCUCAACGAGAUUGUGAAGUACCGGACGUAUGUGGAAAGCCUGCGCGAGGCAGAGAUGAGGAGGUCGGAGAUUUACCGUGAAAGGGAGAACGCGAGACGGGCGGCCAGGGGUGAGGAUGUGGUUGACAGUGAUGGGGAAGGCGAACCUUUACCUGGUGAGAUCAUGGACGGGUCGCUGGAAAGGGAGGUCAAGGUCUAAAUGAAAUGGCAUGAAGCUUGGGCACGAAGUUAUAGAAAGAAAGAGAAAGAGGGGAAAAGGCGUUGAGGAGAUUUGACGACGAUUGACAAGCGAGGCUUCAUGAGGACGGGAAUAUUCAUUGCUACACCACAAACACACAUCUUUACGUUAUAUCAUGGCAUUGAGCAAGCGAGCAUGCAUGCACGGCAACUUCUGUCUAUUGUUACUUUCUGGGGUAUUUACGGCUUGAUAAUACAUCUUUAAUACCUUC
This is a messenger RNA of Neurospora tetraspora, 5370 nucleotides long. RefSeq lists its product as uncharacterized. Gene Ontology annotation, molecular function: guanyl-nucleotide exchange factor activity. The transcript has 2 exons. Gene Ontology annotation, biological process: regulation of ARF protein signal transduction. Bases 303 to 5120 code for a protein of 1605 amino acids. Lineage: Eukaryota; Fungi; Ascomycota; Sordariomycetes; Sordariales; Sordariaceae. The record is from RefSeq and is a predicted model, not a curated record.